Hemicordylus capensis (graceful crag lizard) is the source of this 2784-nucleotide messenger RNA. RefSeq names its product leucine-rich repeat-containing protein 37A-like. The record is from RefSeq and is a predicted model, not a curated record. The transcript has 14 exons. Lineage: Eukaryota; Metazoa; Chordata; Lepidosauria; Squamata; Cordylidae. The coding region runs from base 396 to 2660 and encodes 754 amino acids.
UUUUGCUACUGUUGAGCAGCUAAGCUGGAAAGCGCCCAGGUCAACAUCAUCAGGAGAAGGCAUAACCUCCCUAACUGCCUGCCUGGAGGCAGUUGUCGCAUGAGGACAGCUGGGAAACACCCCAGCGGCACGCUGUCUUAGCUGGAGGGAGCACUGCCGAACUUCCUGUGGUGGCCAGUGGAGGAGGAACAGAUAUCUAUCUUGGGACCAGGCAACUGAGAUGAAUGAAAGGAUGAAUCCCUAUAUUUCUACAAAGAAUAAAAUCUACACACAAGAAGGCCAUCAUUAAUAACGUUUUAUAGAGGGUUCUCAACCAUAAUCCGCUGAAAGUCAUUGAUGAUACCUGAUUUUACAAGCUUCCCUCACUGAAACUUCUAGACCUUAGUUCCACAGAAAUGACCCCAAAGAUACUGGAGGCCCUGCUCCAGUCAUCCCUGCAAUUGAAGACUCUCAUCUUGCCUAACAAGAUGUGCUGCUGUCUUUGCGGUAUGAAGGAUGACACUGAAGUUUUGUCUGAUACGAUUAAGUUGGACUGCACCGACACAUGUACCACGAACGAAUCUCUCUGCGAGAAAGAUGAGGCUUUGAACAGGAUGCAAAAAGAAGUCAUGAAGGCGUUGGAAAUCAGGAAGCUGAAUGCCAGCAGUACACUGAACAUUGUGCCUGAGAAACUUUUACACAGCAACAUAACAAUGAAGGUCACCGUGAGGCAGAGAAACACCAAUUUAGGUGAACUCAACCCACACCUUUUGAAAUCGGUCCAGGAAUUAGGUAAGCUGAAACCUGAAGAGGUCCUGCAAAUCAAGUGGAAUGACACGUCUGAACUGAAAAAGCUGUACAUGCUGGCCAAUUUGCUCCAGAUGGCUCUUACAGAACAAGUUAUGGAAGAUAAAAGGGGCAGGCAAGGGGAACCUCGCCAAAUAGCACGCCGGUCUGCUUGGAAGUGGUCUGUUAUGCAGUUCACAACUAGCUUCCCCUUUUUGACAGCUUCCAUCAUGGUGGAUAAUGACGCUGCUGACUUGACUGGCCGAGUACUUAUCAUUCUGAAACAUUUCAAUGAGUCAAGCCAUCAAGACCACUCUCUGCAUGAGGAAGAAACAGCGGCUCCCAGUACCACUACCACCCCCACUACCACCCCCACUACUACCACAACUACUACCACUAGCACCACUAGUCCUACUAGUCAGAGUUUGCUGCUGGAAGGUACGUCCGGCUCUUCCAAAAAUGAACCUAGUGAAGGAAACUCAGAGCAGACAUCAGAUAAUGCACCAUUAAUGGCAAAGGAGGCGCUGCUCAACCAGCUCAUGCAUGGAACUCAGGAAGGUGGUGUGCCCCAAAUCCCAGGAGAUAACGCAGAGGCACCCCAAAUCCCAGGAGAUGACACAGAGGCCUCCUUAAACGAAAUCUCCCCUGAUAUAACAUUGUCCCAUGAGACACACUGGGAGCAUCAUGAACUGAAGACCACUGCUCGCCACAAGCUGAACAUCUUGCCCACUGAUGAUGACUACUUGCUUCAAGGGGACCUUUUUGAAGCUGAGCUGAACAAGCGGCUAUCACCCCUUAUCCCAAACACACCAGUGAGGAACCUCAUAUCCCACACACUCCGUAUCCUCAAAAUGGACUGCACAGUGUCCAGGGUCCAGCUGGCCUGUGCUAAGUUCAUCUCCAGAACAGGUCUCCUCAUGAAACUAUUCAGUGAGAGAGAAAACCUCAUGGAUAACUCCGCCUUGUGGAAGUCAUACUUCUUGUCUAUGAAGAAUGUCUCCAACUUGGCCACAGGAAGUCCAAGAAAACUGGGGAAAUCUGAGAUCUGCUCUCAGCGUUCUGCAGCUAAGCAUGGCACCCCUCAAGAAAAACGGACGUUUCUGGGCAGAAAGAAGAAAGGAGCAGAACAGUCUUCCAGUGCAGGUUCUUCAGUGCUCGAUAAGCCUCUUUGGCUCAAGGAUAUGUACCAGCCUCUGGAUGAAGUACGGAAAAAGAGCAUGGUGGACAAAAUGCACGAUGAAGAAUCCUCUGAAGACGAGGAUAUAUUCAGCUGGGCAAGAGUUCCCGGAGCUCCACGAGGUCCACCAAGCCCAUCACCAGUAGAACAACCGCCUUCAAGAAGGCCCAGCUCAAGAAAAAUGUCACAAAUGACUGCACCGUCCCCUGCUAGAAAGCCCAGUUCCAAGACACUGUCUGCACAUCCGUCCCUCUUUGCACCUCAGUCCGCACCUCCAUCUGUGCCUCCAUCAAUGCCCAUGUAUAUGUCUCCGUAUGUACCUCCAUCUGCAACUCCAUCCAUACAUCCAUACGUACCCCCAUCAGUAUCUCCAUCCAUCCAUCAAUCCGUACCUCCAUCCGAAUAUCAGUCCGUACCUCCGUCUGCACCUCACUCCGCACGUCCGUCUGUACAUCAGUCCGCACCUCCGUCCGCACCUCCCUCUGCACCUCACUCCGCACGUCCGUCUGUACCUGCAUCUGUGGAAGGAGCUCCGCACACACCAUCACCAAAAUCAUCAUUGACAAAGCCCCCCAGUGAACCUUCAAAACGAGGAUCGACGGCAGAAGGUGGCGCUAGCACAGAGUCAAAGAAAGCAAGUUGGGGUGCAGGAAGCGAAGCUGGAGGAAGCAAAGCUGGAGGAAGUGAAGGUGGAGGAAGCGCAACGGAAGAAGACUGACCUUUGUUCGUUUGUAAAUAAUGUUAUAUUAUCUGUAGAGCUCUGUACAAAGUUCUGUUGUUAUUAUUACUAUAAUCAUAAUACUAUUAUUAUUAUUAUUAAAUACAUAACUCCAAAAGACACA